Psylliodes chrysocephalus is the source of this 1374-nucleotide messenger RNA. Lineage: Eukaryota; Metazoa; Arthropoda; Insecta; Coleoptera; Chrysomelidae. The record is from the annotation of a GenBank genome assembly.
AAUGUCAUUCAUUGUGCUUAUAAUCCAGCUUUAACAAACUAAUGGGACCACCUUAUAUAUCGUUGAUUAAAUCUCUUGCAAUCAUUUGCAACCUGACUAUAAUACAGACGUGAUAUUGAUCAAAUAUUCUUGUUGCUAAGUAAUAUCUACAGUUCCAAAGGUGAUAAAAAAAAGCAGUUCAAUUCGCUUGACGUUUUAUAUCCAAAAAGUCAGAGGUGACAAUUUAUUAUAAAUAGAUAUUUUUACAAUAAGUAUUAAUUUUAUAAGCAAGUAAACCAUUCAAAUAUGGCUCCUAAUUUAAAGACAAAAUCAUGUGAAAAGACUAUUAAAAACAGUAAAUAUGAAAACACGAAUACCCAAAAGAAUGCUAAAUGGUGGUUGAACGCAUUUGAAAUAUUGGAAAAAGACAUAAAAACCCCAGACGAACAUAAAUAUUCAUUUUUAAAACACUUACUUCCUCCCAUAAUACUCAAUAAAGUAAUGAGAACCAGAGAUAUUCCAUUGAUAGAAGAAACAACUGAUGAUAUGAAGACCGCCGAGACUAUCAAAUCAGAUAUUGAUGAUACCGUAGAAUCUUUAUUCCAAACAGUACGUACAGAAGAGGAAAAAGAUUUAUGCAUGCAAUUUGAAAAACUCUUGGGUAUAGUUCACAAAAAGAAAAAUGUUUAUGUAGAUUUUUUUAAACGCAAACCAGGCAGAGCUGCCAUAUGGAGGGAUCUUCCCCCGUUAGAAUGGAGGGAAAUGAAGCUUAGCGAAAUGGCGGAAGCCGUAACGCAAGCAAUAGCAACAGAUUUUGUUAAUUGGUUAGAUUCGAUGGGCGGUACAGUGGGAGAAGGUCUAAAUGUCGAAAGCAUUAAAGAUAUGUUUCAAGUGGGAAGUAGUGCUUAUGGUGCCGGUACGGUAUGCGUAGAAGUGAAAGAAUUAUCCGCCGUUACUCAAAAACAAGCAGAUUCCGUAGGACUACCGGAAUUAUCAAGAAAAAACUUUCUACGCGAUCAAAUAAGAAAAGAUCAAAAGGCUUCUAGUAUGAAACCAAAAAUUAGCGCUUUCGGAACUCAAUUACCGUCUUAUAUGCAAAUAAAACCACCGCCGAAGGAUUUUUAUAAAAAAUGGUUACGUUGCGAAAAAAUUCCCCCAAAAUUAGAAAGUAUGGCUACAGUUUGGGAAGGAAUAACUCACUUAAGAUCGACUCGAAUGUUUUGCGAACAUUUAUACAGGGAGUGUCCGAACAUCAAAGCUCCAAGAUAUUUAUACGAAACGGGUUUAAUGAAUCCCAAAGUAUUUACCAAAUACUAUACGGAUGCCGAAAUGAAUGCACUGGAGUUACAGAAAAUUGCGUAAAGUACAAAGUAAUCAAAAUAGAAAAAUAAAAAA